Messenger RNA from Xyrauchen texanus (razorback sucker), 684 nucleotides. RefSeq lists its product as uncharacterized. Lineage: Eukaryota; Metazoa; Chordata; Actinopteri; Cypriniformes; Catostomidae. The coding region runs from base 1 to 684 and encodes 227 amino acids. The transcript is spliced from 3 exons. The record is from RefSeq and is a predicted model, not a curated record.
AUGCUCUCACACAAGUGCUGUUUAAUCUGGUGUCUCAUCUGUGUUAAAGGUGUGUUUGGUGUUGAUACAGAUGGAUUGAAGUCAGUGUCGGUGAUGGAGGGAGAUUCUGUCACUCUACACACUGAUGUUACUGAAAUACAGAGAGAGGAUCAGAUACUGUGGAUGUUUGGACCUCAAGAGACUCGAAUAGCUGAAAUUAUUAAACGGGCCAACUUGAGCUUUAUAGAUGAUGGUGAUGAUGGAAGAUUCAGAGACAAACUGCAGUUGGAUGAUCAGACUGGAUCUCUCACCAUCAGAAACAUCAGAAUCAAACACUCUGGACUUUAUAAACUACAGAUCAUCAGUAACAGAGGAAACUCAUACAAGAGAUUCAAUGUUACUCUCGCUCUUCCCGUUCCCAUCAUCAUCAGAGACUCUUCUCAAUGUUCUUCAUCAUCUGAAAGUUCAUCUAAAUGUGUGUUGGUGUGUUCAGUGGUGAAUGUGACACAUGUGACUCUCUCCUGGUACAAAGGAAACAGUUUAUUGUCCUCCAUCAGUGUGUCUGAUCUCAACAGCAGUCUCUCUCUGGAGGUGGAAUAUCAGGAGAACAACAUCUACAGCUGUGUGAUCAACAAUCCCAUCAGAAACCAGACUAAACAUCUCGACAUUACUGAAGUCUGUCAGAUGUGCUCUUCAGGUAUGUGA